Molecule: messenger RNA, 1530 nt
Organism: Cyclocybe aegerita
Lineage: Eukaryota; Fungi; Basidiomycota; Agaricomycetes; Agaricales; Hemipholiotaceae
Source: the annotation of a GenBank genome assembly
AUGUCGCGUCGACGCGCUACUCGCGCCCAGCGCGGGGUCAAGACCUCAGAAUUCGAAGUGGACGAGGAGAUCCGUUUGCUUGAUGAAGAACAAGCCGAAGCCAAUCGCCGCUUUGAAGAACGACGAGCACGUCUCCUUCGCAGGAAAGCCGGUCUUCCGUCGGGUUCCGUUGGAGUUCAAUCCAUGCCGCCCGAACUUCUCUCUGAGGUAUUCCCGCACCUCGUCAAUGGCGACUCGAGGAAUUUGGUGUGGCCAUCGCAUGUUUGUCGGCUCUGGAGAGAAGCCCUUCUUCGCGAAGCCGCUCUCUGGCGCUUCAUAUGUGUCGGCGAGAAGAACGAGCAGAAGCGCGUCAGUCUGGCUUAUCUUAAAACUUGCAUAACAAGAGCUCGCAGCCGUCUCCUCUCCUUUUCUAUCAAGCCUCACAACGAGUAUAUGUCAUCCGAGGCCUAUUUCAAGGAGAUUCUAAAGGCAGCAACCACAGGCACCCAGCCAUGGGAGUCAUUUUCCUUCACGACCUUGGAAAUGGCGGAUUGCGUUCUGAUACUCAUCACAAUCCCAAGGUGCCAACCAAAGGUUUUCGCUCCGCUGAAAAAUCUAUCUCUCACAUGUCUUGGUCGACUCCAGCCCUGGUCCCUAUAUACAUUGGACCCUCAACAGACGUUACUAGGCCCGGUACCCUUGCAAUCACUCCAGACCCUUACCCUUGAUUUCGGCUCUUCAAUCUCCGCUGCGAAGACAUCAGUCUCAUGGAAUAGGCUUACGAGUCUGAAGCUCGCCUCUGACAUGACAUCUUUGGCCUACCUUUCUAUCCUCUGUCUCUGCACCAAUCUCGAAUCGUGUUCCAUAUCGCCUAAUACCGAUUUUGACCUUGGGUAUGUGACGGGGUCCUAUGAGCCGGCAAUUUUGGCUAAGCUGAAGAAACUCGAGCUCGUUUGCGACUCGAACCCCGCUUUUAUUCCUUCCCUACUCGUCUGCCCUUGCCUUGAGGAGGCAACCUUCAAAUUGAAUCACUGUAUGGAAGUGGGAGAUACCGAGUUGAUAGCCUUCCUAGCAAAGUGUGAGGCCACACUACGAAGAUUAAAACUCUCAGCAGAUUUUUGUCGUACCGACAAGUGGGCGGGUUCUAUGCAGAAUCUGGAGGAGCUCACAAUCAUGGGAGGAUAUGACAGCGACUUCGACAGUGACGACAGCAGUGACUCCGACAGCGAUGACGACAGUGACGACGAGGACGAAUUUUCCGAUCAUACUAUUUCCAGUUUCUUCUCGCCUCUCGUUGUCACGCCCAAAAAGGCUUUGCUGCCACGGCUAAAAGUCCUUCAGGUCAUCGAUCAGAGCAAGAGGUCAAAAAAUGCGGUGAACGCCUCGCUUUUCCAGAUCGCAAAAUCCAGAAUGACCGGAAAGCGAAAUGUGGCGAAGUUACAGCGUAUUGUCUUCAAGAUGGUGGAUCGAACGGACGCGAAGAUGGACCAGUACCGCAGGCAAUAUGCGAAAUGGGAGAAGGAUGGUCUGCAAGUCGAACUCGACGAAUAG